AUGGUUUCCAGGACUAUGAUUAUAGCAUUCCUAGUUUUGUUAAUGUACCUCUCAGUUACGAAUGCAUCGAACAUUUCAACUGAUGAGGCUUCUCUUUUAGCUUUCAAAGCUCAAAUAACUUCAGACCCUAACGGAAUGUUGUCAAAAAACUGGACAAAAGGGACUCACAUUUGCAAGUGGAUAGGCAUAUCUUGCAGUAAAAAGCAUAAAAGAGUGACAUCAUUAGACCUCAAAAGCUUUGGAUUUAGAGGUUCAAUAGCAAAAGAAAUUGGGAACCUCUCCUUCCUUAACUUUUUGGACAUUGGAAACAACAGUUUCCAUGGACAAAUCCCUGAUGAAAUUGGGAACCUGAGGCGUUUAAACUACUUGUCUUUGCAAAUGAAUAAUCUCACUGAUCAAAUCCCAGAAAGCCUUGGAUUUCUCACAAGGCUUCAAGUUCUUGAUCUUUCUGAAAAUGAUCUAUUUGGAAAUGUUCCAUUUUCCAUUUCCAAUGUGUCUUCCUUAAAGAUCAUUGAUUUGGGAUUUAAUCGGAUUAGUGGGAAUCUCCCAAGGGGAUUAUGUGCUAGGCUUCCAAAUCUGCAAGGUUUAUUUCUCUCAAAAAAUCAAUUAGCAGGACAAAUCCCAAGUGGGCUGAAUCAAUGCACACAACUUAUUUACCUUUCCCUGUCAUAUAAUCAGCUCACAGGAAGUUUGCCAAGAGACAUGUGGAAUUUGACAAAGCUUCGAGAAUUAUAUCUUGGAUGGAAUAACAUAACAGUCCCGUCUCAGUCUAAGGUUCAAUAA
Messenger RNA from Solanum pennellii, 783 nucleotides. Its product is annotated as LRR receptor-like serine/threonine-protein kinase EFR. NCBI's taxonomy places the organism in Eukaryota, Viridiplantae, Streptophyta, Magnoliopsida, Solanales, Solanaceae. The coding region runs from base 1 to 783 and encodes 260 amino acids. The record is from RefSeq and is a predicted model, not a curated record. Gene Ontology annotation, molecular function: protein binding. The transcript has 3 exons.